Molecule: messenger RNA, 951 nt
Organism: Engraulis encrasicolus (European anchovy)
Lineage: Eukaryota; Metazoa; Chordata; Actinopteri; Clupeiformes; Engraulidae
Product: zinc finger protein 22-like
Exons: 3
Biological process (GO): regulation of gene expression
Cellular component (GO): nucleus
Source: RefSeq, a predicted model, not a curated record
GAAGAAGAUGAAAAAUCAGACCUGGCUCCAGUCGUCAGCUCAGACAAGGCUCCAGUCGUCAGCUCAGACCUGGCUCCAGUCGUCAGCUCAGACCUGGCUCCAGUCGUCAGCUCAGACCUGGCUCCAGUCGUCAGCACAGAUGUGGCUCCAGUCGUCAGUUCAGACGUGGCUCCAGUCGUCAGUUCUGCAAUGAGCCAGUUCCCUCCAGAUCCACCGUCCUUGGUGAAGUGCAGGAGGUUAUCAGUGCAAGUGGUCGAUUGCUGUGCAACACAAGGUCAGCAAAAAACACAAGACCGCAAGAAUAACACAGAUGGAGAAAACUCAAAAACUGGAACAGGAGGAGAAUCCCAACCUGCUUUGUCAGCUGCCCUCCCAGAGACCACAUUGAAGAAGCAUCUCUGUUCUGGUGUUGACAAGAGCUUCAGUAACGUGAAAACUCUAAAAGCACACCAGAAAACCCAUCAAGGGAAGACACCUCAUUGCUCUGUCAUCGCAAAACCUUUCGCUACAAAGAGGUGUUUGAAGAAUCGCCAGCGCAUUGAAGAUGGAGACGACCCCAAUCAGUGCAGACAGUGUGGGAAAAGUUUUAGUGCAUCAACACAACUUAAACGACAUCAGCUUACACAUAAAGCAGAGAAACCCCAUCAAUGCAAACAGCGGGGGACCUCAAGCAACACCAGCGUAUUCACUCUGGAGAGAGGCCAUACAGUUGUGGACAGUGUGGUAAAUGUUUUACACAAUCAGGGAAUCUCAAACAACACCAGCUCACUCACACCGGACAGAAACCCCAUCAAUGUGAACAGUGUGGUAAAAGGUUUACACAGGCGACGCACCUCAAAGUACACCAGCUCAUUCACAAAGGAGAGAGGCCUCAUCAGUGCACACAUUGUGAGAGGAGUUUUCAGCACCCAUAAGCUCUUAGACGACACCAGCUUACUCACACAUGAGUGA